AUGAACUUAAGCCAUGACUCAGACUUCCCCAGUGAAAAGUGGAGGCUAGGAAGGAAGAGGGGGUGGGAAGGAGGGGCUGGGGGUGUAGAGCUGAGGGGAUGGAGGAUUGUGGGGUGAAUGAAUAACAUUGGGAGGGGAAUUUUAGGGAAUUGAUGGUUGUUUGGGGGGAAUUUGUUAGGAGGAUUUUUUAGAGUUGAUUGGGUUUUGUGAAGGGAUUUUAGGUAGAGAAGUGUCUUUGUAGGUUGGGUGUUUUGGGAAGUUUUUUGUAUUUGAAAUUAUUCUAAAUUGUUAGGGAUGUGUGAGUUUAUAGAAAGUUAUAAGUUAUAGGGUUCUUGAGAAUAUAUUUCUUAGCUUUUAUUUAACUUUAAGAUAUCUUCAUCUUUUAUACUCUUCUCUUAAAUAAUCAGAAUAGUGUCUGGAAAGUAAUGCUCAUCGACCCUUCGAUUUUCUAAAUUAUUGAAUCUGUUUAGAGGAUAUUCCAAUCUUUUCAUAAGUGCUCCAAAUAAUAAUCUUGAAGAUAAAUAUAAUCUUGCUGUUCUUCUAACAAAGAGCCCAGACUUCUGUAGUUGAAUUAUAGCUUCCCUUAUAAUGUCUUCUUUAAUGAGCCUUUAGAAUAUUAAAAGAUCCAAUAACACAACCACUAAUUAAACUCACAAAGAAAGGUAACAUCUCUCCACAUACAUUUCUGUCUAUCCAAGAAACAUUUAAACCGCAAUUAGAGCCCCAGAUUUUAACUUUAAACCUGAAUCUAGAUUUUUCGAAGAACCUAAGGACCACAGGAUGGAAAUUGGAAUAUUAGAUGAUCGACGGAUACAGAAUAGUAAGAAAAAUAAGUUAUACAAGUGAUAAUUGAUGAAUAAAUCAUACAUUUAGAAAUAAAAGAGCCCUAUCUUAAACUAUGAGAAACUUGAAGAAAGAAGACUAUUCUUACAGAAAAGUAGUAUUGGAUUUUCAUAGAUAAAAGAGGCCUUAAAACAGGAAACGUUGACUGUUAUUAGAUAAGAUAUUCCCUGAAAUAAGAGUUGCCUUAUCCUCUAGGUAUCAGUGUAUUACUUAAAGCUUGUGACCAGGGAGAAUUUACAUUUAGUCUUAACAAUAAAGAAAUUACAUAGAGAUAUCUAAUAUCCAUAAAAGAUCAGAGAAGAGAAUUAAUAGUAGCUGAGAUAUCCCUUAGAAAUAACAUACAAUGAAAACCCACUUCUGAAGUACUUAAUAACCAUC
This is a messenger RNA of Moneuplotes crassus, 1221 nucleotides long. Lineage: Eukaryota; Ciliophora; Spirotrichea; Euplotida; Euplotidae. The record is from the annotation of a GenBank genome assembly.